This is a messenger RNA of Saitoella complicata NRRL Y-17804, 864 nucleotides long. RefSeq lists its product as uncharacterized. The record is from RefSeq and is a predicted model, not a curated record. The coding region runs from base 1 to 864 and encodes 287 amino acids. NCBI's taxonomy places the organism in Eukaryota, Fungi, Ascomycota, Saitoellomycetes, Saitoellales, Saitoellaceae. The transcript has a single exon.
AUGUCCUACCUUUACCUCCACAGGACCCUUACGCGGCUUUCUCCGCUGCCUACAAACGUUUCAGCAGUCCAAGUUCACAUCGCGGAACGCUCCCUAGCUUGGGACUACAACCUCCAGUACCCUCCCAUGCCUACCGAAAACGAUGACUACGGCGUCCCCGCGACACAACCCUCCUCCCUCAUCACGGGCACAGACGCUAAAGCCGCUGUCCUAGCCUGGUCCCAGACUCUCGAAAAGGUUCUAUAUUUCGAAGCACACAGCAGUGCGAAACCACCGAAUACGCCUGGGACGUAUUCAGUCCUGGGACACACAGAGUGGUUCGUCUUCCGCCCCAGCACCCCCACCUCCUACGACAUGGUCUUCUUCCAAACCCCCCUCGACCUCAUCAUCGCUGAAUCCAAGAAAGGCGGUUAUACAAUGCUCCUCGGUUCCCAACUCAUCAAGAAAAAGUACGAGAGGGGGGAGUGGCCUUACCGCCUCCGUAUCUCCCACGCCCCGACGAUCGCGCAACUUCUCCACCAGUUUUGGGAUUUGGGGGAGAGUGCGCGGCCAUAUUCUCUUGCGCCUGUGGAUGAGACGUAUUACUCCUUUCCCACGACGCAUACAGAAUUCCUUGAUCGUCGUCUAUACUCCACAUUCCUCAUCUCCUCGCCGGCGGUGCUACAGCAGGAGCUGGAGAGGGAUUCGGCGGCGUUGAGGAUUCAGAAGGGGUGUCAUAGUUGGUUGUAUGCCCCCGUUUGCAAGGAUGGAGAGCAUUCCAUCAUGGUUCGCGAGGGAUUGAGGGAGUUAAAGGCCUUGGCCAACAUGGUCCAGUUUUUCGUGGAUGAGGCGGAGGCGCCGCGUGUGAAAGAGGUGAGGGCUUGA